AUGACGACCGGCCUCAGGGAUCAUCCCAGUGGCGGCUCCCAUUCACCCAGUUCCUCUGACGGACAUUUUCCACCAACAGCGCCUCUGGAGUUUGGUUGGAAUUACAAAGUAAAAAGAGUGAAUUUCCACCCCGGAGCUGGAUUAGAGCAGAAAGGAGCUGGAUUAGAGCGGACCGGGGCUGGAUUAGAGCGGACCGGGGCUGGAUUAGAGCGGACCGGAGCUGGAUUAGAGCGGAAAGGAGCUGGAUUAGAGCAGAAAGGAGCUGGAUUAGAGCGGACCGGAGCUGGAUUAGAGCGGAAAGGAGCUGGAUUAGAGCGGACCGGGGCUGGAUUAGAGCGGACCGGGGCUGGAUUAGAGCGGACCGGAGCUGGAUUAGAGCGGACCGGAGCUGGAUUAGAGCGGAAAGGAGCUGGAUUAGAGCAGAAAGGAGCUGGAUUAGAGCGGACCGGAGCUGGAUUAGAGCGGACCGGAGCUGGAUUAGAGCGGAAAGGAGCUGGAUUAGAGCAGAAAGGAGCUGGAUUAGAGCGGACCGGAGCUGGAUUAGAGCGGAAAGGAGCUGGAUUAGAGCAGAAAGGAGCUGGAUUAGAGCGGACCGGAGCUGGAUUAGAGCGGACCGGAGCUGGAUUAGAGCGGAACGGAGCUGGAUUAGAGCGGACCGGAGCUGGAUUAGAGCGGACCGGAGCUGGAUUAGAGCGGAACGGAGCUGGAUUAGAGCGGAACGGAGCUGGAUUAGAGCGGACCGGAGCUGGAUUAGAGCGGACCGGAGCUCGAUUAGAGCGGACCGGAGCUGGAUUAGAGCGGAAAGGAGCUGGAUUAGAGCGGACCGGAGCUGGAUUAGAGCGGAAAGGAGCUGGAUUAGAGCGGACCGGAGCUGGAUUAGAGCGGACCGGAGCUGGAUUAGAGCGGAAAGGAGCUGGAUUAGAGCGGACCGGAGCUGGAUUAGAGCGGACCGGAGCUGGAUUAGAGCGGAAAGGAGCUGGAUUAGAGCGGACCGGAGCUGGAUUAGAGCGGAAAGGAGCUGGAUUAGAGCGGACCGGAGCUGGAUUAGAGCGGACCGGAGCUGGAUUAGAGCGGACCGGAGCUGGAUUAGAGCGGAAAGGAGCUGGAUUAGAGCGGACCGGAGCUGGAUUAGAGCGGAAAGGAGCUGGAUUAGAGCGGACCGGAGCUGGAUUAGAGCGGACCGGAGCUGGAUUAGAGCGGAAAGGAGCUGGAUUAGAGCGGACCGGAGCUGGAUUAGAGCGGAAAGGAGCUGGAUUAGAGCGGACCGGAGCUGGAUUAGAGCGGACCGGAGCUGGAUUAGAGCGGAAAGGAGCUGGAUUAGAGCGGAACGGAGCUUGAUUAGAGCGGAAAGGAGCUGGAUUAGAGCGGAAAGGAGCUGGAUUAGAGCGGAAAGGAGCUGGAUUAGAGCGGAAAGGAGCUGGAUUAGAGCGGAACGGAGCUGGAUUAGAGCGGAAAGGAGCUGGAUUAGAGCGGACCGGAGCUGGAUUAGAGCGGAAAGGAGCUGGAUUAGAGCGGAAAGGAGCUGGAUUAGAGCGGACCGGAGCUGGAUUAGAGCGGAAAGGAGCUGGAUUAGAGCGGACCGGAGCUGGAUUAGAGCGGAAAGGAGCUGGAUUAGAGCGGACCGGAGCUGGAUUAGAGCGGAAAGGAGCUGGAUUAGAGCGGAACGGAGCUGGAUUAGAGCGGAAAGGAGCUGGAUUAGAGGGGAAAGGAGCUGGAUUAGAGCGGAUUAACCUGAGCUGGUGUUAAUUCGCAUUGUGGCGGUUCAUUGAGGCGUUUGCGUCGGACCAAAGCAGUGCUAUUAUUGAAUAAUAAAUAAUAUUGAUAAUGAAGUAAUCUUGGAUCAGGUUGCUGUUUGUCCUGGUUCUGAGAGUCCGAGGCUCCCAGCGGCCGGCCGUGCUUCAGAUGGACGUCUGGCUCCGCCGGCGCUGCCUGAAGGAGCCUGAACUGUCGGUAC
Xiphophorus couchianus (Monterrey platyfish) is the source of this 1954-nucleotide messenger RNA. Its product is annotated as heterogeneous nuclear ribonucleoprotein M-like. The transcript is spliced from 2 exons. Lineage: Eukaryota; Metazoa; Chordata; Actinopteri; Cyprinodontiformes; Poeciliidae. Bases 1 to 1338 code for a protein of 445 amino acids. The record is from RefSeq and is a predicted model, not a curated record.